Notechis scutatus (mainland tiger snake) is the source of this 2499-nucleotide messenger RNA. RefSeq names its product transmembrane protein 201 (gene TMEM201). The record is from RefSeq and is a predicted model, not a curated record. Gene Ontology annotation, cellular component: nuclear inner membrane. Gene Ontology annotation, molecular function: lamin binding; actin filament binding. NCBI's taxonomy places the organism in Eukaryota, Metazoa, Chordata, Lepidosauria, Squamata, Elapidae. Gene Ontology annotation, biological process: nuclear migration along microtubule.
GGGGAGGAUCCGGGCUCGGUGGAAGAGGCGGAGCCGCGGAAGGUCAAACCGAGGGAAGGAGGAGGAAAAGGCGCUGAUCCCAACCAGCCACCGCCGCCGCUGGAUUCCCCCCCCCCACACCGCCUUGGAACGUUCGCCCCCAGGCGGCCGCGCGAUUGGCUGCCCGGCGUUCUAACCCCCCGCUGGGGGGGGGGGGAAGCUGAGACUCAACGUUCUAAACAGGCGCCGAACGUUCUAAAAAGGCAACUCAACGUUCCAUCGGGGCGCUUCGGAUACACGCGGGGAUUUUUUUGCGGGUUUUUUUGUUUCCUCCCAACACGAGGAGGAGGAGGAGGAGGCGGCGGCGACCCUUUCCCCCACCUCCUUUUUCUCUCUCUCCUCUCCUUCUCCAUUCGCGACGGGGUUUGCGAUUCCGUUUCUCUCUCUUCUUUUCUUUCUUUUUUUCUUUUAAUCCCUCCAUUCCUCUCCCCAUGGAAGACGUCGGCGCCUUGGUGGCGGCUUACUCCCGGGGCCUGGCCGGCGGCCUCGGCGUGACCGCGUGCGCCGCCGCCGCUGCAGGCGGAGUCUUGCUUUAUAAAAUCGCGCGAAGGCCGAAGCCCACCCACACGACCGUCAACUGCUGGUUUUGUAACCAGGAUACCGUGGUGCCGUACGGGAACCGCAAUUGCUGGGAUUGCCCGAAUUGUGAGCAGUACAACGGAUUUGAAGAGAAUGGCGAUUACAACAAGCCAAUCCCAGCUCAAUACAUGGAGAAUCUAAACCACGUCAUUUGUGGGGCGGGGGCCUUCUACGAUCCCACCAAGCCUCAGCAGUGGGUCAGCAGCCAAGUUCUCCUUUGUAAGAAGUGUAACAACCACCAGACGAUGAAGAUCAAGCAACUGGCGUCCUUCACACCCCGAGAAGAGGGCAAAUAUGAUGAAGAAAUCGAAGUAUACAAACACCACUUGGAGCAGACCUACAAACUCUGCCGGCCCUGCCAAGCCGCCGUCGAAUAUUAUAUCAAGCAUCAGAACCGCCAGCUUCGAGCUCUUCUCCUCCGGCACCAUUUCAACAACCGGAAAAGCGACAAGAGUUACAUGCAGAGUUUUUACGCCUCGGCUUCUGCCGGCAAUACCACCCCGCUGCGAGUGAUCCUGCUGCGGAUUCUGGCCUUCCUCAGUUGCGCCGUUCUCGUGGCGAUGGCCCUGUACGGGUCAGGAGAUCCAUUUUUCUCGGGUUCUGCCACACCGCCGGUCCUGCCAAGCCCAGGUCUGUCGAGGAACAAGACUGGGCCACCGCCAGUGAUCCUGCCACGGAACGGCUCCCUCCUGGAAUCGACGAGCUGGCAGGAGGCAGUCCAGUCUCUUUCCGGGCGAGCCGUGGAGAUGCUGGAAGCGGCCUGGGUCUACGGGAAGAACCAUCAAACGGCUGUGGUCGUCUUGGGGCUUUUCACUUGUAUCCUGGCCAUGUUGCUGGCCGGGCGGAUCAGGCUCCGACGCAUCGACGCCUUUGCUGCUUUCCUGUGGCUGCUGGUGAUGGGCUUUCACGUGGUAGAGAAGUAUCUGCAAGUGGACAUCCCCAGCUGGGUGGAGACCGCCAAGUUUGGCACCACCUCCCUGUGCUGCUUGGUGGGGUUCGCAGCCGCCGUGGCCACGCGGAAGCCCGGGGGUCAGUGGAGACCUCGGCCCCGAAGGUUUUCUUCAGGAGACCAGGUGGCCAUGUUCCCCAGCAGUGCCGAGUUCAGCUUUGCCUAUCCUUCUCCUCCCCUCCCUUUCAUCCCCAGUCCUCCCAGUAUCCUCCAGUUGAACCAGCGGCUUUUCUGCUCCCCACGCCGGACGUCGUCCUCGUCUCUGCCCGGACGGCUGAAUCGGGCCCUUUCGCUCGGUACGAUUCCUUCCCUGGCCAGGACUGAUUCGGGCUACCUGUUCAGCGGAAGUCGGCCGCCCUCGCAGGCCUCCUGCCCCAAGGAUUGGGCAGCCUCAGAAUAUUUCUCGGUCCUCUCCGGUAGCUGCAUGCCCUCUCCGGCAUCCUCGCCGGCACCGUCAGUGGCCGGCUCCGUAGCAUCCAGCUCCAGCUCCUUGCGCUUCCGCCGGCCCCUGAUCAGCCCCGCUCGGCUGAACCUGAAAGGGCAGCAGCUGCGACUCUUCAGGGGGCAAAGCACAUUCCAUCACGGGGAAGAUUUCGCCUCUUUGGAAAACAGCCCGUUCGCCCCGGAGCGGUCCGUCUUCCCCAAAAUGCCCUUCGGAGAGCAGGGCCCGCCAGAUGUGACAGCGGCCAGCAGCGUCUCCACCGAGGAUUCAGGGAAAAAGGCAGAUGGUUCUUCCCACUCGUCAAAUUGUGUGGUUGACACCACAACGAAAGAAGAACCUUCAGGCUGGAAAGGCUGCUUCGGGAACCUGCUCCUCCGAGGUCUCCUGGCCCUCAGCCUGACCGCCAACGCCAUCUUCACCUCGGCCUACCUCUACCAAACGUUGCGAUGAGCCUCCGCUUUUCCCACGCACACCUUCUCCACCCCCCCCC